GAGAGCGCGCGUAACAGCACAGCAGCUCAAACCUGAGUCUCUUACUGGGGGAUUUACACGGACUAACACCGACUCAUAACGCCCUCCACAAAAAUAAAAAAUAAAUAAACUAAAGGAAUUCUAAGUGAACUAUAAAAAUGUUCUUCUGGCAGCUUGCCACUGUCCUUGUGUGGUGCUUGAUAGGAUUUGCAAUCGGACGCAGAGCUGGUGCUGAAGACGGCGACAUUCUAGAGAAAACUAACAGCGCGCGAUGCACCUCGCGAUGUCUGACUCUCCAUAUGACACAGCUGACGGCUUCAUUCAAACAUCUUCAGAGUGACAGUGUUCUGGGCUGGUGUGAGAGCCACCGUCGAUGCGCACAGUGCCUACAACCGUGCAAGGAAUUGUGGGAAAUGGUACGAGGCCUUUCGGAGAAGUCCUGUGAGCACCAUGAGUGUGUGACCAGUGCUGAGUUCCUGCUCUCGCUGCACUCUCAGAAGCAGGGCGACUGCCCGUCUCCUCAGAGGGCCUCCGGCUUCGCCGCCGCCUGUGUUGAGAGCUGCGGCACCGAUAAGGAAUGUUCCGGGUCCAAGAAGUGCUGCUCCAAUGGCUGCGGACACACCUGCCAGACUCCGGCUAACCUCUUCAAGGGUGCUCCACUGAAGCCAAAGAAGGACAUGUCUUUCUCAGAGGACCAUUUAGGACAUCUGGAGGUGAAGUGGACGUCGAAGUUUAACGUGUCCAUCGAGCCUGUCCUGUACGUCCUGCAGAGGAGGUGGAACUAUGGCAUUCACCCGAGUGAAGACGAGGCGUCAUCCUGGCAAACCAUUCUCAUGACCAUAGAGGACCGGGCCGUGUUGAAAGACGUCCGACCUCACAGGUGGUACCAGUUCAGAGUGAGUGCGGUCAACAGCCAGGGCACACGAGGCUUUACCACUCCCAGCAAGCACUUCUUCUCCUCCAGAGACCCCUUCCCACCAGAGGCUCCCCAGAACCUGAGGAGAGGGAACGUCACCUUGCCGCCCGACGGUUCGGUCAGCGUGCCGCUGCGCUGGGACACCCCAGCGGAGGGGGACCUGCCCGUCCACCAUUACAGGGUCAGCUGGAGCGUCCGCGGGGCCCCACGCCUCAGCCAGAGUCGCCGGGAGAACUCCAGGGUCACCGAUGGGGCCGCGACAGAGUUUGAGCUCCAUGGCCUCCAGCCCAACACUGUUCAUCAGGUCCAGGUGCAGGCCAUAGCCUACUGGGGUCAGAAACGCCUGAAGAGUCCCAAGGCUCAGCUGUCCUUCACUACUGCGUUAACAGCUGCCCCAGGCCAGAGCCACUUCACUGGGGAGUUCUCCAACGAGUUGCCCAUCUCCCACUCUUCGCCCAGCAUCAUGAGGCUGGAGGCGGCCGCCCCGCACUACCACGACAACCAGCUGCAGGUCAAGGUCUUCUGGAAGAGCCGGCGCGAAGAAGAAGCCCAGAAGGAGCCCACAUCAUAUUUGCUAAGAUGGUAUCCAGAAGUAUGCACCAACAAUGUCACAAAGAGGGAGAAAAAAGCCACUAUACAGGGAACCCAUUUUGUGAUCACCGGCCUGCUCUUCGCAUGUAAGUACAGGGUGGCAGUGAUGCCCCUGUCUGGGGCUCAGAGGUCAGAGGCCGUUACCUCGGUAACCACCCCACAGUGCUUGUCCCUGAAAGGCAAAGGGAAGAAGUUCAUCCCCUGUGCCAGAGACGACCACCACCCAGUGGUCAGGAAGGCACAGCUCCGGCCGGAGAAGCUGAGCGUGGAAUUCCAGACGGUUAACGGCUCGCUGCGGGGCGUGUUCGGCUGGCAGGUGUCCCAGGUGGCCCCGGGCCAAGCCCCUAUCACCGGCUUUCAGUUCUCCUGGGUGCGGGUCUCAAGCAGCCACGGCAGCGGCAGCAGCGGAGAUGCCGUCGCCACGACGACAGACACUGCAGUCUCCCAAACUCAGAUCCUGCCUCCAGACCAGUUCUCGUUCACAGUGGAUGCGCUGCAGUCGGACAGCGUCUACAAGGUGCAGGUCCAGGUGCUGUCAGCAGGGAGCAGCGGGCCCUCCGUGGCCCGAACACUUCACACCCCGCAGCCCCCCAUCACCACAGCCCAGCUAUGAGCCUCUCUUUCUACAGGCGCUUCCACGUCCCCACCUCAGCUGCUCCUUGUCUACUUGCCCCAUGAGAGUACCACUACAGUCCUUUCCCAAACGCACCUGAACAUUACCCAACCCACCACAGCGGCCCAGCACUCCAGCAUAUGUGACUUUGCCAUUGGCAACAUUGCAUGAGAGAUUCAAAGACUUUAUGUGGAAAAUCUAGAUAAUCCUGGACCUAAAACAUAUUCUGUCAGUUAAUAUGUAUUGUACGUGUUUAGAAAAGAGUAGGUAUAAAUCAUUUAUGUUAUUACCUCCUUUUAUUUUAUAUAAAUAUAUGUAAAAAAUAAGUAGCACUGAUGUAUGUAGGUCUAUUGUAAGUGUGUCAAUGUCAUUUGAUUUUGUGUUUUAAUGUUUGGUCCUCUAUAUUUUUUUAUGAUGGCUACAACUUCCCACGUGAAUCUCUGUGUCAGUUUUGCUUUUAGCUUUACAGGUAAAUGUCAUAAAUUAUUUUUUAACACCACACAUAUUUCAGUGAACUUUUUUUUUUUAGUAAUUCUGGAAAAAAAAAUCUUCAAUUCAUCCCUUAUUUAUUGUGACGUACUAAGAGUGGAAUGUAUGUUUUCGCACAAAGUUGAGUAAAUGACGUUAAGCUACAGUGCAGUUCAGUACAUAAUAGAUUCAGAACAAGGCCCUGGUAGUCUGUUUUGGGGUUAUGUGAGAAUUAUUGUAAAGGGUCAGUCAAUUAUUGUGAAAGGUCAGUUUUCUGUCUGAAAUCCAAUGACAGGCUGAACAUGAAGUGAGACUCUUUGUUAUUUUCUCCAAUGGAGUCAGAGCUCCUGGCAUGACUCCAAUGUUGAUUGUCUUUGAGAGAAGCUGAGGAGGAUGUUAUCUCAUGAGUUCUUGGCUCAUGUGUGGAUAUCUGUGGAGAGGGACUUCAGACUUGAUCAGGGCCCUGCUUUUUCAGUGUCUUAGACCAUUGAAGAUAGAGGAAAUCAGUUCUGCUCCUCUGGGUUUCGUUAUAAAUGGGGAGGCUCAUGUGUUGUACGUUGUUUCUGGUGUAAACACUGUUUCUAUGCUGGCAAAGGUUCAGCCAUGUUGCGGUGUUUUGUUGUGGCAGGCCACUUGUGGCCAUUUUGUAUCGUAGCAUAUUAUACUCUGUAAAUAUUGUACUUGGUGUUGUGUAUACAAAUAUAUGUACUUGUCAUGAAUAAAAUCAAAAUCAUAUCUUAA
Molecule: messenger RNA, 3308 nt
Organism: Clupea harengus (Atlantic herring)
Lineage: Eukaryota; Metazoa; Chordata; Actinopteri; Clupeiformes; Clupeidae
Gene: anos1b
Product: anosmin 1b
Biological process (GO): neuron differentiation
Cellular component (GO): cell surface; extracellular region
Molecular function (GO): peptidase inhibitor activity; protein binding
Source: RefSeq, a predicted model, not a curated record